AUAAGCGCCGAAAAUAUGUAAUAUUUAAUAUGAAUAAAAAAUUAAAAAUAUGUAGAACUUAUAAAAAUAUGUAAUACGAACAGACGAAUAGUUUGUGCGACGAUUGAAAAGUCCGGCCAUACACGACGUGGUUUACCAGGAAUUUUUACUUGUACAGGUUUUGAAAACUGUUCAGUUUUCGAGAAAGAAUUGAAAAUUUAUAUUUUCUACCUGUACAGUUUUGCAUAUCGGAACGUAUGCAUGGUUUAACUGACAACUGAACAGGUUUUAGACAUUUCAGUUUUGUUUUGCAUGCAUGCCAUGGUGACAGAUGAGGUUAACUGAUGGUUCAAAGUUUAAACCUGAUAAUUUAUCCCAACGUGUGUGUGCGCAUUGCAUGUACAGGUAAACCUGUACUUUUUAACUGCACAGUUUACUUCUGCAGGCAAGAUGUAUCGUGUAUGGCCAACCUAACCGUCAUUCUUUCGUAUCUGGUAUCUAAGUUACUAUUAACAUCCAGCUAAUCCAAUAAAAGUCCGAUAAAUAUCAACAGAUUAUCGUUCUAAUAUUAUCAAUCGAUUAUAAUUGGCAACGUUGGAAAAAAAGAUUCGAGCGUUCUCAAUCGUGUUACUAAAAAUAACGUUCUCAUUCGUAUUUUACCGGUUGUGAUCUGUAAAUUGAAAGUAUGUAAAAAAAAUUAUUUUAUUAUAAUAACAUUCAAGCUAAACUAGUUUGUUUCGGAAAAAAUAAAAUAAAUUUUACUUUUAAUAUUUUUUUACAUUAUUAGUGUUAAUAUAAUCACUUUGUAUGUAUUACUAUAUUAUACCACUACUCUUAAAUUGUUAUCUGAGAAAAUAUACAUGUAUAAAUUUAAAUACACUUAAUGUUGAAUAAACUAAAAGUCACUGAUCAUUUCAUUACUUGUGUGUGUUUUUGUUUUUUGUUACGAGUUUGUUUUACGAGUACAUAAUAUGUUUAGUAAUACUAGAAUAAUGUUGUCAAUAUGUUGUAUUAAGCUACUGUUAACUGUUUGGGCAUUUCAGUAUUCUACAGCAUCUAAAUCUCAAACAUUACUGUUAGUGAAAGAGAUCAAUAAUCAAAUUACUAUAAAAUCUUUACCUUACUACGCCAAGCCAGAAGAGAUAAUUAUUGGUAAGGCCAAAUAUAUUGACGGUAUCAACAGCACGGGAUGGGGUUACUUACAGAUCAAAACUUCAUAUAAUGCCUCGGAUGUGGAUCAAGCGUACGGAGGGUAUUUAGAGCGAUUGAUGACCGCUGAUCUAAUAUAUAGUCAUUGGUAUAAUACGGCCAGAAGAUAUUGCACUGAUCGAUCAGAUGUAUGCAAAGACUUAAAAGAUUACAUUAUUACCAAUAAGAAUUGGAUUGAAUCGAAAUUGAACGAUUUCGACCCAUAUUGGUACCAAAUAUGCAUUGGCUUGUAUUACAAACAACUUGAUGGGUUGUAUAACGGAUAUAUGUUCGGAAAGUCACACAGAACGCCUAAUUUGACGUUGGACAACUUAUACUGGUUAAAUGUCCUAAAUGAUUUAGGUGAUAUUUCGGUUGCUUUGAAUCCAUCGAUGGAAGAGCGCAAGGUCUUAGGAAGCGGAUCAUGUUUUGCUCUCAUUAAAUUGCUACCAGGAAACAAAGAUCUUUUGGUGUCACAUGUUACGUGGAGUGGAUACGAAACGAUGUUGAAAAUACAGAAGAGGUACAGCUUAAAGUUUAGAGAGAGUAAAACGUCCAGAAAACUUAUAGGUGGGUACGAGAUGUCAUUCAGUUCGUUUCCUGGAGGCAUUCAAUCGGGAGACGAUUUUUAUCUGAUUUCCUCGGGUUUGGCUACGUUGGAUACCACCAAUGAUAGUUACAAUAAGUCUCUAUGGUCUAACGUAAAACCAGCUGGCCAGAUUAUGGAAUUUAUGAGGGCAAUGAUCGCAAACCACUUGGCUCGAAACACAAUGGAAUGGAUUCAACUGUUUAAACAGUAUAACAGUGGCACGUACAACAACCAAUGGAUGAUCGUUAACUACGGGGCCUUCCAGCCAGGAAGCCCGAUACGAAAUAAAAGCUUACUCCAUGUUCUUGAACAGAUGCCCGGUUAUGUGGUGCACGAUGACUUAACUACUCAUCUAGUCAAUCAGACGUACUGGGCUAGUUACAAUAUUCCGUUCUUUCCUUUUAUAUUCAACAUAAGUGGUUCGAGAAAGAUGGAAAAAAAAUUCGGUGAAUGGUUUUCUUAUUCCGGCACACCACGGGCACGUAUAUUUGCCAGAGAUCACAACAACGUUCACUGUGAUAAAUGCAUCAUACAUGUCAUGAGAUCCAAUGACUUCAAACACGAUCCGGAAUCUAGAUGUAUGAACUGCAAUCCUCCAUAUUCGGCGGAAAACGCAAUAUCGGCCAGAAAUGAGAAUCUCGCCAACGGUACGUAUCCCAUACCAGCAAUGCGCCAUCGAUCACACGGAGCCACGGACGUUAAAGUAACUUCAUCUGGGCUAUUUGAAUAUUUACAAUUUAGUGCCAUAGCUGGACCGACUCAAGGUACAAAUUAUAGUUUUGGACCAUUUUGCUGGAGCAAAUCGGAUUUCAAUAACGUUAGUCAUCUAGGUCAGCCUGACUGUUUUAAUUUCAGUUCAGUAACACAUGAAUGGAGCUUCUGAAUUUAUUUAACAGCACAUGCACAAGCGCAAUGCUAUGUAAUGUAUAAUGCUAUAUUGUUAUAAACAAGUAUAUUAUUGUAGAUUAACAAUUACGUACAGUUAUGUGAUUACUAUCAGUGCAAAUAAAUACGUCAAGAUUAUGUGUAUACUU
Sipha flava (yellow sugarcane aphid) is the source of this 2790-nucleotide messenger RNA. RefSeq names its product putative phospholipase B-like 2. Gene Ontology annotation, cellular component: extracellular region. Gene Ontology annotation, biological process: phospholipid catabolic process. The record is from RefSeq and is a predicted model, not a curated record. NCBI's taxonomy places the organism in Eukaryota, Metazoa, Arthropoda, Insecta, Hemiptera, Aphididae. Gene Ontology annotation, molecular function: glycerophospholipase activity.